Messenger RNA from Carassius carassius (crucian carp), 1191 nucleotides. RefSeq names its product ubiquitin domain-containing protein 1-like. Gene Ontology annotation, molecular function: protein binding. NCBI's taxonomy places the organism in Eukaryota, Metazoa, Chordata, Actinopteri, Cypriniformes, Cyprinidae. The coding region runs from base 428 to 1102 and encodes 224 amino acids. The record is from RefSeq and is a predicted model, not a curated record. The transcript is spliced from 4 exons.
CAGUAACGUGAACUCGUCGGAAAGGUAACGUUAGACUAGCGACAGAUAACGAGCUGAGACAGUGAUAUACAACAAAACCAGCACGGAGGAACAUAUAAAGCUCAACUACCAGUCUCGCUGAUGUUGUUUUAUUCUUUCAGACUGGAUGUAGAAGACUUCGGGAUAAAGCUAGCCGCUGUAAGUUACCGUUAGCUCGUCGAACAAAGCCAGAACGCGAUUCUCCGGCCAGAUAACUUCAUCCCAGACGUCCUCAGUCUGGAGGUCUGAUAAGUGUUUUCGCGGGAGUCUUCUCUUAACUGCGCGUGCUGAUGAUCGAUCACACAACAUGUAAGGUUAGCGCUGUGUUUAGUCACGUGACCAGAUGAUCAGAGACCGGGAGAGAAUCUUGAAGACGUCUCGAGAUGUGUCCUGUGUUUGAUUGACAGUCAUGGGAGGCUGCGUGGGGCGCGAGCGCGAGGAGUCACGUGGACGUGCAUCGAGGAAGCGCGGAGGUCGUAAUGAGCCGCUGAAGAAAGACAAGCCCAAGUGGAAGAGUGAUUACCCCAUGACAGAGGGCCAGCUCCGCAGUAAGAGAGAUGAGUUCUGGGACACGGCUCCAGCGUUCGAGGGCCGGAAGGAGAUCUGGGACGCCCUGAAGGCCGCCGCUGUGGCUCUGGAGUGUAACGAUCAUGAACUGGCUCAGGCUGUGGUGGACGGAGCCAACAUCACGUUACCACACGGAUCCCUGACCGAGUGUUACGACGAACUAGGAAACCGUUACCAGCUACCGGUGUAUUGUCUGGCUCCGCCGGUCAAUCUGAUCACCGAAAGAAGCGAAGAAGACCUGUCUGAAAACCCCGAGCCCCCUUCCACACAGAAGAAAGAGUUCCAGCUGAAAGUACGGCUCUCCACCGGCAAAGACGUGCGUCUGAACGCCAGCAUGACCGACACCAUCGGCCUGCUCAAGAAACAGCUGCAAGCUCAGGAGGACAUCGACCCCAUCCACCAGCGCUGGUUCUUCUCCGGGAAGCUCCUCACAGACAAGACCCGCCUGCAAGACACCAAGAUCCAGAAGGACUUUGUUAUCCAGGUCAUCGUGAACCAGCCCACGCCGAACCACUAGGAUGGACUACACCGGGAUAGAGGACCAAACCACAGCAGCUGAGAGAACAUCGAGCAACUCGAUCCAAACGCAGCGGACUGCAUCUGCGC